AUGUCCGAGGACGGGCCCGUGCCUCCUCACACGCCGGGGGCCCUCCGGUCCGAUGAGAUCAUGACGGACGAAGAUUUCGUCAAAGCCAUUGAAGAGAUGGCCGAAGAGGGCCAAAGUGAUUGCGAUAUUGGAGAGCUAUUAAGUAAGGCGCUUAUUUACAUUCGAGAUUGNGAAGAUUUCGUCAAAGCCAUUGAAGAGAUGGCCGAAGAGGGCCAAAGUGAUUGCGAUAUUGGAGAGCUAUUAAAGGCGAUGAACGAGAAUCGAAUCAUCACCUGGGAGGAAGCCGAGCGUAUUCUGAACGAUACCGGCAACCAACCGGUGAAGAGCAGUUUGCCAGAGCAGACUCGACCCACAGAGCCGGACAACGACACUGACGUCGAGCAGUGUGUGCAGCGACUUCUCGACAAUGAUCCAACUCUCAAAGAGGUCAACAUGAACAAUAUGAAACGAACGCCUAUCCCACAAAUUCGGCGACUACUUGAAGCAAUGGCAUAUAAUGAACAUUGUGAACGAUUAUCACUUGCAAACAUGGGUCUUUACGACAAUGACAUUGCGGUUUUAUUGCCGGUGAUCGAGGUUAACACUGCAUUGAGGAAAUUGAAUCUGGAGACAAAUUAUCUGAGUGGUGAUUUCUUCGCCAAGCUCUUCAGGGCGGCGCUGGUCAAUCAAACGCUUGAGGAAGUCAAAGCUGUUAAUCAGGGUGUUUCGUUUGCAACAGUUGCCGAGAAGGAGAUCAUCGACUGCAUCGUGGCGAACACUGGAUUAUUGAAGGUUCAUUUCCGAUAA
This is a messenger RNA of Haemonchus placei, 786 nucleotides long. NCBI's taxonomy places the organism in Eukaryota, Metazoa, Nematoda, Chromadorea, Rhabditida, Trichostrongylidae. The record is from the annotation of a GenBank genome assembly.